AUGCAGAGGAUGUCGUGUAACACAUUCAAUACCUUCAGCGUGCUGGAGCACCUACCCCAGGACGACCCCUGCGCUGCGCCCGGCAAGACUGCCGCUGGUGCUGCUCUGCUGCCGCAAGGGCGUGCAGGCGGUGCGCUUGCUGGGGGCGCGAAGCAUGCCCCCCUGAUCCAUGGGCAGCCAGGAAACAAGGCGGCGCGGCUGAGGGAGAAGGGAGCGCCGCCAGCACGCAGCGCAGGUGCAAUCGCGGCGCGCGCCACACCAGAUGCUGCGCCCCACCUGCCGCGCCCCACCGCCGCGCAGGCGGCGGCGGCGGCGGUGGCGACGGCGGCGCCGCCCAACGCCUACUCGCGGCAGCAGCGCGCCGCGCAAACGCGCUGCCACGGCCCUGCUCCCAUGGGCGAGGCCGCACGCGGCACGGGCGCCAGGCGCGAGGUGGCCGCGCCCCUCCGCGCGCCACUCCCU
Messenger RNA from Monoraphidium neglectum, 462 nucleotides. RefSeq lists its product as hypothetical. The transcript has a single exon. The record is from RefSeq and is a predicted model, not a curated record. The annotation marks the transcript as partial. Lineage: Eukaryota; Viridiplantae; Chlorophyta; Chlorophyceae; Sphaeropleales; Selenastraceae.